Acanthaster planci (crown-of-thorns starfish) is the source of this 4650-nucleotide messenger RNA. RefSeq names its product NADH:ubiquinone oxidoreductase complex assembly factor 2 (gene ndufaf2). The record is from RefSeq and is a predicted model, not a curated record. Gene Ontology annotation, biological process: mitochondrial respiratory chain complex I assembly. Lineage: Eukaryota; Metazoa; Echinodermata; Asteroidea; Valvatida; Acanthasteridae. Gene Ontology annotation, cellular component: mitochondrion; membrane; respiratory chain complex I.
CCACACAAGAAUCCUACUUCCAGCCGCAGCCAGUUGAUUCGAGCACUUCUGUGUAUGUUGUAUGCGUUGCGUAACUAGCUGAAGUUGAACUCAACGUUUGGUCCACAGUUCGCAUCAUCGUGGCUACUGGUUCCAGAAAUGAAUGUAUUUAGAGCUCUUUUGAGGUUAGGUAGGACUAAAGUGCAUGUAGGUACUGAUCAUCUGGGAAAUAAAUACUAUGAAAUUCCUGAAAAAGCAGCGAUAACUUCCAAAGGAGGAUACUUGAAAGCCAGGAGAACAGUAGAAUCACCAUAUUCCCAUGCAGAGUAUGAGGAAGGAAUGAUCCCUUUGGAAUGGGAAGCAUGGGUGAGGGGAAAACGAAACAACCCACCAACUCAGGAGGAGAUCGAUAAGAGAGAGCAGAAGACGCAAUUGGUCAAGAAGAGAGCUCAGGAACUGGAACAGAAAGAUCAAGAGAGGCAGACAAAAGACUACGAAGAAGGACUUGUGGCAAAACCUGCACAGACAAAACAAAUUGGCCAUGCCUCAGCGCCAGUUUACGACAAGGUCGACUCAGCCGAGUCUGUCAGCACCGGCAAGGACUUUGAGCCCUCCGCAUGGCAGCCUGGUCAGUCGACAUCCAAAGUCAAAUGAGACAGUCACACUUUUACCUAAGACCACGGUACAGAGUGUAGGAGUUCUUGUGAAGAACUGAACUGCAUGCACUGGCGCUGCGACUUGCAAAAGGGAGAAAUGUGCAGCAAUAAGGAAUGUGUAAAUAGGUGCAGUGGAAGUCAUCAUUCACCAAUGAAUGGUUGGUAUGACAUAAGAUUUCUGAUGGAGGAUACCGAAGAGCGGCCAGCAACAUGUGAAGUCUGUGAUGUAAGAAGACUCAGAUAUGUCAGAGUUGGCGUCAUUCAGAGACCUUCACCUACGCUGAAAGUUGUGUUGGGUCAAAAAUAAGCUUCAAAAGUGCCACAGUUUUUUCCCAACUGUGGAAAUGUAUGAAAAAGGACAGUUUGUCUUCCACAAGGCUUUACUAUAGACUCAUUUGGUACAGAGGCCCCUUUGAUUCAUAUAAAUGUUUUCUGUUGACAUAUGACAAUGCCAAAUAAACCAAGUACAUUGUAGCUGAUCUGACUGCUUUUGGGUAUAUCUGUGAAAACCUCUAAAGUACAAAGGGGACUCUUUGCAACCUGAGCCUGUCUUCUGUCAACAAGCAUUUUGUAAAUAAUAAAUUUAAAUUAAAAUGCACGUUGUACAUAAUGUGCACAGGUCCAAAUGCACAAACGUGUAAUUUAACAAUUCAGUGAUGCCACCUGCGUUGUUUUUUUUUUUUUUUCUUAACACAACUUAGGACCUGUAAUCACCGUAAGUACAUUUUGACAAUGCACAGUGAAUUGUAUUUCUGGACGAAUGAGAAAUUUAUUGAGGUUUUUGCAUGCAGGCAUGUACUAGAGGCAUCCCACCCAAAACUGAGAUUAGCAGACCCAGUGUUAAUUCAACAAGCCAAAUGUUGUCGACUGAUUAAAAAAAAAAAAAUUGCUUCAGAGUUCACUGUGCAUCUUCCUUGUUCUCGUGGCCCAGCGCAGCAGGAAAGGAAGAUAAACGAGUCUUGUACAGUACUUAGCCUGAUGAAAGAGAUACAAUUCAACCUUGAGUAAACACUGGUGUCCAAUAAACAUGUACUUGUAUAAGGUGCCGUUCCUUGGGACUGCACUCCACACAUUGACAACGUGGCAACGGUUAAAUAUUACUGUUCCAUCAGCACAACAAUCUGACAGGAAAUCCCAGACAACUGUAUCCAUCCAUACUGGUGUCUUGAAAAGUUUAAUUCCAUUAUCACAAACAUACCAUGCACCAAACCGAGCCACCAAAGUCUCCAGUGAAAACAGCCUUGAUAACGGGAGAAGGAGGGAGGGCUUGAUAAGGAUAUCAGAUUUCAAUUUAAAAAAAUUCCACUACAAAAUACAUUCAUUUGUUUUGGUUUGUCCGCUCUCCCUCCGAGGGGAUGGGCAACUAUCAACAAGGUGCUAGGGGGGUGAGUUUGGCACAAAUUCUGGAACAAAGUCCCCACAAAUACAGCAAUCAUGUUCAGGUUACUUCAACAAAGCAAAGGCAAACUAUUGUCGAUGCCAUCUAUUAUAUCGUCGUGUAACUUUUUGAUAAGAAUGCUCCCUUCAAAAUGGUUUUAACUUUUCCUUUAAAAAAGAAAAAAGUGGUAAACAGGCCUGCUCAGAAACAAUGGUCAUUCAUCGUGUCUGACCUCCAAAGGGUGUAAAUUUUAUAUAAAACCCGUUGUAACAAAGAGAAAAAAAAAUGGUCCUUAGCUGUGCACAAAAGAAUGUUGGGAACCAGACUUCUGUAAUUUUGUGCAGAUUUGCGUGUCCACACUUCUUGACCUGUCGGCCAUUCUAACAUCGCAUACCAACUAAUUGCUUAAUUCUACAUACAAUCAAUCCGCUUCAGGAACUGAAUACAUUCAAUACAUGCUGAAAUGUUCAUUCAAUCCAUGCACCGAAGAGUGCUCGGCCCUAAAAUCAAAUUUUUCUCCCAAAGGAGGGGAUUCCACCUUCAGAAGCAACUUAAAAUUAACUCUGGCAUUUGCAGGAGCAUCAUAAUCAAUGUAUAUUUGCCAAUUCAUUUUGAAAAGCCAAAAGGCUUUAAAAUUGUCUAUACACACCAAAUACCAAGCAUAUUUACACAUUGUAACUAUUAAAACAGCGGAAUGUUAUCCAAAUAAUCUAAGAAUUACUGCUGCCCUGAAUAAUCCAAUUAAUAAAUAUUGUACAAGCUUAAAAACAAAAACCAAUACUAAUUAAAAUCAAAUCCUACAUAACAGGUAUGGAACUGUCAAAUAAUCUUGUGCAAAAUGGGACUAAAUUGUGGGACAAAUAUUUCACUGCUUGGAAAGAGGACACGUAGGAGUAUGUUGCAAAUUACACCAAAAAUCAAAACCAUUAAAAAUGUAAAAACAUCGCCAUCUUGUAAAUGCAUCCCCCACACUAUUCACGUUUGCAGUCACUCAAAGACAGAUGUGCGUGCACCAUCACGUGAGUGAGUAGGCAAUUAACCUCAAUAGAGAGUUUAACACCGGAACAGUAAAACUUGUAAGAAACACAUCAUGGCAAAUUGAUUGGUAAGAAAAGGAAAACCUUCUGAUUUUGGCAUGCAAGGCUUAUUGCUCAGCAACACAGAGGACUAUUCAUACAUGUAUAAAUAAAAAAUAAAAAAAAGACCCACAAAGUUACGCAGUGAGGGAGUGGUCUACAGGCAAGUUCAAAUGAUGUCUGAUCUGAAGUUCACUGUAGUUUGACCAAAACAGCCUGCACGGUGGAUAGUUUGGAUCUUCUAGUUGACAAUUUUGAACCAGGCCCUGUGGUAUGGGUCGCACUGCUGGUUAUCAGUAGCCAAUGUGAUGUUUUAAGUGUGGGGGGAGCUAUUCACAUGAAUAUUAUUCUUUGAGAUGUCAUGUAUUCUGCAAGAGCCACAGCCAAAGGCAAAAUGUGAGUAACAGUGAGAUUGUACUAAAUUGUUUGACAAGGGCUACAUCUGGUGGUCAAACGACAAUUGCAUCUGAACUUGCCCUAGGUUAUAAAUCGCAUACACUGAAUCAUCAACUUCGACCCAAUUAGGAAACUGUGCCCAUGUGAAGCAAAUGAGACCACCUAAACAAACUUAGCCCCUCGUUUGCACAAACACUGACCUAAUAUUGACAAAGACACAGGGUUCAAAUUGUACGUCACGCAGCCUCAAAUAUACCUGUCCCCUUUUCAUUCUUACACAAGCACUAAAACAACUGGAAUUUUUUUCCUGAGAGUGAGAUGAAAAAUAGCUGGGUAGCAAUUUCACCUGUAAAUUUUAACUUAAUUUGCAAAUUUCUAAUUGUUGCUGGAUAUCCAUUUCGUCACAAGCCUACAUGAACAUGCUGAAUACUUAAAUGGGUCAACCAACAGACAGCAACUAAAGCACACAAAUGCAUGGUACAAUCUUCUCGGUGCUGUAAACCAUUCGUAAUUUCUCCAUUCGAUAAUUCAAAGUUACAAGUGAUAUCGAAAAUGAGACAUUGUUUUGACCAAUGCUGGACUAAGAUCCAGUGCACACGUGACAGAAGCCUUUCGGGGACAGAUAGCUAUGCACUAAUGCCAUAACCGCAGACUUCCCUGGGUUUGAAAAACCCUGUUUGUGGAUUCUAGCUACCAAGACUGGAAAUUUUAAAUGACACGCUGAACAAAAAAACUUUCUCAUUUCUUACUCUCACGCAGACAGGAUGCGAAUCACUGGGAUAUUGGCCAGAAAUGAACAAGUGAAUUCAGAAGAAAUUAAAAAGGGGGGGGAGAGGAAACGGUGCCCCAACCAGUCAACUUUUGUGGCUUCAACAGCAAAGACUAUCCCAGGAAAUAAAAGUUUCCUGUCGCAAACCCAGUGUGAUUAACACGUAUUACAUCGAGGAAAACUUGUAAAAUGUCCAUCAUCCAGAUUACAACAAUAAUACUCUCUCAAAUUUCUAGAAAAAUAGACUAACAUUUUCUUUAACAAACCUAAACAUUUCUUCUUUUUUCAAUAUUUGUGAAAGCACCACUCUAACUGUGGGCGUGUCUUCUCUGUACAGAUUUCAAAAAGUAUGGCAUUUUACGAAAUGGAAGAAUUCUGUGAUUGCCACGACGUGAC